Nothobranchius furzeri (turquoise killifish) is the source of this 1935-nucleotide messenger RNA. It is a transcript of the gene atp6ap1a, whose product is annotated as ATPase H+ transporting accessory protein 1a. NCBI's taxonomy places the organism in Eukaryota, Metazoa, Chordata, Actinopteri, Cyprinodontiformes, Nothobranchiidae. The record is from RefSeq and is a predicted model, not a curated record.
CCCUCAUGAGUGAGACAGCAUCUUUAGUAAGAACCUUUAUUUUCCGACUCGGUGCGAGUCAUUAAAUAUAUAUCAUAGUCACGUGACAUUCCUCUACGUGAUCAGCGUCACCUGCUCUAGUCGGAGACAGGAAAGAUGGCGCCGGCAGAGACAGGUCCCAGCAUCUCCGCGGUUGUGGCGGCGGUUCUCGGCCUGCUCUGUCUCCUGAACACCGGGCAGUGUGACGAGCAGGUGCCGCUGCUGAUGUGGACCAGCGAGGGGGUCUCCGUUCCACAUCAGUCUUCUCCAGUAGCAGGACAUAUCAUUGGACAGCAGCAGCUGGCCUUUUACCUGGAGAAGGCUCUGGACAUCGGCCCACGCAAUGUUGUGCUAUUCUUUCAGGAUAAGCUGAGCAUUGAGGACUUCACCUUGUAUGGAGGGGUCUUUGGAAACAAGCAGGACAGUGUUUUUCCCAACCUUGAGGGAGCUCUCCGGGCCGCCUCCUCUCCUCUAGUCUUGCCUUCUGUGGCUUGGCCUGCUUCCAGUGCAGUGAUUGGUCAGCUGCAGGACCAGCUGGACACGUCUCCAUUAUACAUGGACCCCGAGACUUUGAGCCAGCUCAGACUCAAUGCUUCAUCUCCCGCCUUGUUGGUGUUCAGGUUGCCCUACAGCAUCGGGGCUGAUCUGCUGUCGGCAAAAGAAGUUCUCAGUGGAAACGAUGAGGUGAUUGGUCAGGUGCUGAGCAUCAUGAAGAGCCAGUCUGUUCCGUACACCGCCAUCUAUACCGGCCUGCGGCCCUCCAGGGAGUCGGUUUCUCUGUCUACUGAGACGGUCCCAGGAGGAGGACGGUCCCUGCUGCAGGCCAGAGGAGGAUACCGGGAGAGAGAGAGGGAGCAAGAGCGACAACGAAAGAUGAACGAGAGAGCAGGCAUCUACGCUCCUGUGGAGUUUAAGAAGGAGGAUAGAACCUGCCUCCUCCUGUGGGCCAAAAGCCUGUCGGUCAGCAUCCUCCGGAGUGGUCGCUGGGAAGACCAUGACCUGACCUCCUCUACCUUUGGUGAAGGUGCUCAACUUCAACUUCACGGCUCUGCUUGUGACAAAGACAAAGGAAGGUUGGUCCUCAACUACGAGAACGUCCUCGGCCACCGGAGCUUCAAGCUGAUCUUUGCCAUGAGUCAGCGUCUCCAUAAGGUGUCUGCUCGUCGCUGGUUCACUCUGGACUCGGUGCAGCUGGAGUACGACGGCAUCAAGGCCACUUUUAAUGGCAGCAGGUCCAUCUACGCCCCAGCUGAGUACUCGUACCGCUGUGAGUCUGUGACCAACUUCCGCUGGCCUCUGCUCAUCCCACGUUCUUCCAAGGAUCCGUCCAACCAGUGGAGGGUCUCGUUUGAGGACUUCCAGAUCCAAGGCUUUAACGUGACUGGGAGUGACUUCUCCUACGCCAGCGACUGCUCAGGCUUCUUCUCCCCGGGCAUCUGGAUGGGUCUGAUGACCAGUCUCCUCCUGGUUCUGGUGCUCACGUAUGGUCUACACAUGAUCAUGCAGCUCUGUACCAUGGACCGGUUCGAUGACCCCAAAGGGCCGGCUAUAUCCGUGCCCCAGACGGAGUAACGGGCCGUGGGAUGUCUCCUCCUGUAGUUUGCUGUUGUAGUAUGUAGUGUCGUGUCACGUGCAGUCAUGUUGAUGUUUCAGGCUUUAGGUCAAAGGUGAACUUCUUAAAUGUUACAGGCUGUUUUAUUUCUAAACUUCACCAGACUGAAGUGAAGAAGCCUUCUGAGGUUUGUUAAAUGAUGGCGUGUGUGUGUGUGACACACUGAUGAGAACUUAAGACUAUUUAUUGCUGUAAUUAGUGCAACGUUAUUUAUUGUGCUUUUUGUAAUCACAGCAACAUCUAGCUGCUGUGCAUUGUGUGUGUGUGUGUGUGUGUGUACAAAUAAUAUUAAAUAUCAGAUGGUG